AUGAAGACCCCCCUCGCCCUCCUCGCAUUGGCGUCUUUGCCAUCCGCUUUCGCCCUGAACAUCCCAUCUCAGCAGAUCCUCGUCCCCGAAGCGGAGCUAUCCUCCGCACGAGAGUCAUGUCCCCAGGCAGAAAAGGUCGCUGUACCGAAUGACGGAUUGCACCCGGCAUCGAACUUCCUCGAGGAUGGUGUGUUUCGGGCCCGUCAGGCGAAAAGACUCUCGCGGGCUGUGCAGAUCCCUACGACUGUUGGAGACUAUUCGACCGAUCCGUACGAUGAAGCAUUUGAGCCGGUGGUGGAAUUCCAGAAAUUGCUCGAGGAGCUUUUUCCUCUAGUACACUCCCACGCCGAGAUCGACCAUAUCAACCGGCUCGGGCUGGUCUUCACUUUCCAGGGCCAAGACACCAGCAUCAAGCCAAUUAUUUUCAUGGCUCAUCAGGAUGUGGUCCCGAUUGACGACCCGGCUGACUGGACACACCCUCCCUUCGAUGGAGUCUUCGAUGGCGAAUGGAUCUGGGGUCGAGGUUCCAGCGACUGCAAAAACGUUCUCAUUGGGCUGAUGUCCACAAUGGAGGAUCUCCUCUCGCAAAAUUGGCGUCCGCAGCGCACCAUUCUCUUUGCCUUUGGAUUUGACGAAGAGGCUGGCGGCUGGCUGGGCGCGGCAUCAAUCGCCCCCGUUCUCGAGCAGAAGUAUGGCAAGGGAAGCAUAGAGUUCAUCUUGGAUGAAGGGGGUAUGGGUCUGCAGAGUCUUGGUGCUGCCGACUAUGAGUCGGGCGAGGCGGAAGUUCUGUAUGCCCUGCCAGGGGUAGGUGAAAAGGGAGCGCUGACUCUUGUGAUUGACCUGGCGGUACCUGGCGGCCACAGCUCCAUCCCGCCUGCGCACACGGGUAUCGGGAUUAUGGCAGAGAUCAUAUACGAGCUGGAGCGCCAGGAUCUGUUCACAGCCUGGCUGGAUGAGACCCAUCCCUCGUUUGGGAUGCUCGAGUGUCAGGCGCGGUACUCACCCGAGUAUGUCGAGUCGUGGCUGGCGAGUAAGCUGGCUGCAGACGAUCCUGCCGCUCUGGCCGAGGCUGUCGCCCAGUCCCGAGGCCCUGCAGUCCGAUACACUCUCCAGUCAUCCCAGGCAGCAGAUCUGAUCCACGGCGGCGUCAAGAGCAAUGCUCUUCCCGAGAAGAUCUCCGCGACGGUCAACUACCGCGUAGCGCUUCACCAGACGCCCGAUCUCAUUCUCGAGCGUGCAGUGCGCAUCAUAACUCCCAUCGCCGAGCGCCACAAUGUCUCGCUGGCGGUUGAUUUCCCUGGUAUCGCCGCCAGAAACACCAACGUGCUUGCAGGCGGGGAAGACCGUAAUCUCACCCUGUCGCCCCUCAGUGGUCCCUUGGUUCCUGCCCCUAUCUCGCCGACAAACCCCCUCACCUCCAAGACCUGGGCCCGCUUCUCUGGUGUCGCACGCAGUGUCUUUGAGUCGCAUCCCAACCCUCUGCUCAAGUCAGAGGGCAGAUCCCCCCCCUCGAAUACCCCAACUGUUGUCGUGUCGGGUGAUAUCAUGACUGGAAACACCGACACGCGGUUCUACUGGUCCCUGACGGAGAACAUUUACCGGUGGAGUCCGUCGCGCGUAGGUGGAACGUUUAAUAUCCACACGGUCGAUGAGCGGAUUCGGUUGGAUGUGCACUUGGAGGCUAUGAUGUUUUAUUACGAUCUGAUUCGCUCGUUCGAUGGAUGGAAUGGAAGCACCGAGUAA
Molecule: messenger RNA, 1743 nt
Organism: Penicilliopsis zonata CBS 506.65
Lineage: Eukaryota; Fungi; Ascomycota; Eurotiomycetes; Eurotiales; Aspergillaceae
Exons: 3
Coding region: 1-1743 (580 amino acids)
Cellular component (GO): fungal-type vacuole lumen
Molecular function (GO): metallocarboxypeptidase activity
Source: RefSeq, a predicted model, not a curated record